AUGGACCAGUUCCACGACAGGAAGCACGUGCAGCUGCGGAGCCGCGUGCUGGGCACCUACGUCCACGCCGACCACGACGGGGAGCGCGUCUCCCUCAGCCGGCGCCGUGACUCGCUCAACACGGCGUGGGUGGCGCACAUCCACCAACGCGCCGACGGCCUGUACCUGCUCCUCCACAGCGCCGCCUACGGCCGCUACCUCGGCACCACGUUCAAGCCGGCGCCGCUCGGCCACCACGGCUGCCGCACCGAGCAGCGCGACUACGACGACGAGCCGGACUUGAUGGCCGUCAUGUGGAAGGCCGCCGGGGCGGGCUUCGGGGACGUCGUCCUGCUCCGCAACGUCUCCGUCCGCGUCCUCCGCGCCAACGGCAGGGACCUCCCCUGGAACGGCGUCACCGUCGACGACAACGUCAGCUCCAUGAUGUACUGGACCGUCGAGCCCAUCCCCGCAAGAGGCGGUCCGCCUGGCCUUCCAGGCCCGAUUCAGCUCGGCCACCACGGCUGCUGCACCGAGCAGCGCGACUACGACGACGAGCUGGACUUGAUGGCCGUCAUGUGGAAGGCCGCCGGGGCGGGCUUCGAUGACGUCGUCCUGCUCCGCAACGCCGCCGGCCGCUGCCUCUCCUGGAACACCGGCGUCACCGUCGACAACAUAGGCAACAUCAGCGCCAUGAUGUACUGA
Molecule: messenger RNA, 684 nt
Organism: Triticum dicoccoides
Lineage: Eukaryota; Viridiplantae; Streptophyta; Magnoliopsida; Poales; Poaceae
Exons: 2
Coding region: 1-684 (227 amino acids)
Source: RefSeq, a predicted model, not a curated record